Messenger RNA from Closterium sp. Naga37s-1, 330 nucleotides. The record is from the annotation of a GenBank genome assembly. NCBI's taxonomy places the organism in Eukaryota, Viridiplantae, Streptophyta, Zygnematophyceae, Desmidiales, Closteriaceae.
AUGGCGGCGCUAGGGCUGGCGCAUCUGCUGGUGGGGCGCUCGCACGAGUGCAAGUUCCUGCCGUCGCUGCUCGCGCUGCCGUGCGUGUCGUCGCCCGCGCUGGGGCCGGAUAUCGAGCAGCAGAGCUGUGCGACGGUGCACGACAAGCUCAUGGAGCUGGUCGCCACUGGGCGGGGGGUGACAGAGGAGGAGGCGGCAGCAUCGUGUGUGGCGCUGCGGCAUGCACUGCAGCAGCAGCUGAGGCAGGAAGGUGCUGAGGCAUUCAUUGCCCCUGCUGCCACCGGCUUCCCUCCACCCAUCCAUCAAGGUGUGAGGAACACGGGGAAUUGA